AUGACGUCCGACAAAACACGCAUCUCCGUGCUCUGCUCCGGCAGCGGCUCCAACCUGCAGGCCAUCAUUGACGCCUGCGCCUCUGGCCGUAUUGCCGACGGCGAGAUCGUUCGGGUCACGGUAAACCGCAAGACUGCGUUCUCGCGCGAGCGCGCCGAGAAGGUCGGCAUACCUACGGCCUACUUCAAUAUGGUGGCCGAGAAGUUCCAGGUUGCUGGGGAGAAGGAUGCCGAGAAGCUCAAGGAGGCUCGGCUAGCAUACGACGCCGCGCUGGCCGAGCGGAUACUGCAGGAUAAGCCGGAGCUCGUGGUCCUCGCGGGCUGGAUGCACGUCUUCACCGUCAACUUCCUGAAUCCUAUCAAGGCGGCUGGCGUCCCGAUAAUCAACCUUCACCCAGCGCUGCCAGGUAAAUACGACGGCGCAGGAGCAAUCGAGCGAGCAUACAGCGACUUUCAGGCCGGUAAGCUGGAGAAUAACAAAACGGGCAUCAUGAUCCACUACGUGAUCGCGGAGGUCGACCGGGGCGAGCCGAUACUCGUCGAGGAGAUUGAGUGCAGGCAAGGAGAGUCGUUGGACGACUUUGCAAACAGAUUACACAGCCACGAGCACGAGCUCGUCGUCAGGGCGGUGACGAAGCUGUCGUCAGAGAUUGCUACAGCUAAAAAGCAGAAGCAACAGCAAUCAUGA
Microdochium trichocladiopsis is the source of this 687-nucleotide messenger RNA. RefSeq names its product phosphoribosylglycinamide formyltransferase. Gene Ontology annotation, cellular component: cytoplasm. Gene Ontology annotation, molecular function: phosphoribosylglycinamide formyltransferase activity. Gene Ontology annotation, biological process: 'de novo' IMP biosynthetic process. The record is from RefSeq and is a predicted model, not a curated record. NCBI's taxonomy places the organism in Eukaryota, Fungi, Ascomycota, Sordariomycetes, Xylariales, Microdochiaceae. Bases 1 to 687 code for a protein of 228 amino acids. The transcript is spliced from 2 exons.